UACCAGCAAACACUGUAUCUACUGCAUUUUUUCCCUCUCAAACUCGCACUCAACAGUCGUCGUUGUAUCUGAAUUGUAAGUGACGGCAAGAAGAAUUCGGCUUAAGUGAUUCACUGCAACUCGUGGCUACUCUCUUUAACAAUUCUCGUUUCAUUUUUAUUUUUGAUAAAAGCACCCAAAAUUUCUUUGAAUGCAUACUGAUUAUUUCGUCCACGAUUCUUUAAUUUAAGCUGUAAAGAUUUUCUCUCGCAUAUUGUGUGUACAUUUCCUGGCAACAACUUUUUUUGCUUCAGUCGUUAAUUUAUUUUUAAUUUCCGUUUAUUUUGUGUGGAUAAAUUUAGGGUUUAUGGGUUUAUGCACCGUCUUUUUGCGCGUGUUGAGAAAUUCUCAAUUUCCACACGCCUUUAUUGUUUUGACUACGUUUUAGUAUUGCUAUCCUUCAUUGCGGAAGGUGGAGUGAUUUAUCUGAUUUAUCAGUAUUACUAUCAUCUGGUGAAGCUUUUAUCAGUAUUUAUCUGAUUUAACAUGCUCUGUUUGCAUUCUUAGUAUAUGUCGAUAAGUCGAUUAACAUGCUCUCCUUACAUCUCUCUUGUCUUCCAUUUGCAUGCUUAUCUUGUGUUGCAUGUAUAGAACAUAUGGCUCCAAAAAUUUGUCUGUUGGUAGUUUGUAGUGUUGUAUUAAAAGAUACAUAGAAAACAAAAUGCAUUGCUUGCUUCAUGUUCUUCAGUAAGUUUAGGGGCUUAGGAUUACUCUCAAACUUUGAUUUGUCUCUUGCUACUGUUUCUGCCACUUCUAUGAAUGUGGUGUACCAUCUCUAAUGAUUUUGUGGAUAUUAUUUGGCUCGUCUGCUUGGAUAUUUCUGUGGUUGUAUGAUAGUUUGAUUUGUAAAAGCACUUCAUCUAGCUCGUUGUUAUUUACGUAAAGUUUAACCUAGAAUUGAAUGAAAAUUGCUGGUUCAAAGUGAUGUUUUUAUCACACUAAGUACUAAUUAGUUUACAAUUAUGUGUUUUCUUCUUAUCUAUACUUUUUAAUGUGCUUGCUAGAAGAGCUUACUGGUGUAUUGAAAGUUUAUGAGCCUGCUUCAUAAAAAACUGCUGAGAUGAGCAGCAAGCAGACAAAAGCUAGGGUUGCCAAUGCCUUUCGUGCUAUGAAGGACAUUGGAAUCUCUGAAGCUAUGGUGAAACCGGUUUUGAAGAAUUUGCUAAAAUUGUAUGACAAAAACUGGGAACUUAUUGAAGAGGAGAAUUAUAGGGCACUUGCUGAUGCUAUAUUUGAGGGACAAGAAGCCGAAGCAUCUGAGUGUUCAAAGAAGAAAACGAAUGCUGAAGAAAGGUUGGAGCAACAAGCACAGGCAGCUGAAGAGUCGACACAGCCUUUAAAAAGGGCACGACUUAGAUACCAAGAUGGUCAAAGCACCUCCUCUGCUGCAGCUACUGAUAGUGGUCCCACGAUGCCCCUGAUCAUUCCUAAAGAUGAACCAACUGAACCACCUAAUAUACGCUCACCAGAGGUAAAUGCAUCUCAAGGCUUGGUUUUGUCACCUCAGCCCAGUGCUGAAAACAGGAGAAGGACUGAUCCUCAGUUACUCGGUAAAGUAAAAGGAAAGCAGCCUGCUUAUUCUGAAUCAUUGGUUGUCCAUGAGGUAUGUGACCCCUGCCAGCCCAAUAGCGCCACAAGUCCUUCUCAUGCUAUGAAGCUCAGAGACAGAGGAAAGCAAUCCAUCUGUCCUCAAACAUCAUCUGGGGAUAAGAUUUUGUUUCCACAAGGUUCUCCCCAGGCUACUCAUAAGGAGUGGAAAGUCGUGCGUGGUUGUGUUCCGGCUCCCAAAAAGAAGCGUGCUUCAAAUUUUGCUUUAAUUAUUCCUAAAGAAGAGCCUGUUACAGAUGACAUGCCACAACUCGUGCUUCCUGUUGCUAUCAUUGGUCCAGAGCCAUCUAUUAAAAGAGAUUCAUCUGAUCAGAAUGGUUCAGUUAGAGAACUGUCUUGUUUUGAACCCUCAGCUUCACCAUCCGUAAAUGGAAAAGAAAGAAACAAGAGAGCUGCUGAAGCUAUAACAAAUGGUGAGCUUGAACUGGCAUCAAGUCAGUUUGCUUCUAACCUAGAGAUUGCUUCCUCGCCUCUUGGGGAGGUGAAAAUUUCCUUGAGCUGCAACUUGCCUCUUGUGAGGCCUGAUUCCGAUAUGCCUAGUCUUGAAACAGUACUACAACUGGUGGAUGAUAAAUGUCUCAGAUCACACAAAACUUUGGGCCCAAGCUUUUCUGUGAUGAAUAUUUUAAAAGAAGUUUGUCAGUGCUUUCUAAAUUUAAGAUCAGAUCAGAAUAGUGUGGGCCCUUCAACCAUAGACAUGCAUCCAACUCACUUACCGAGUAAAUCAUCUGCUACAGAUGAUCUUGGUGCUGGUGCACUGCGGUUAAAUUCAUUAACUGGAGCAAAUGAUCCCCAGUCUAAUAGCAAUUUACCUUUAUCUGAAAUACAACCGGUUAUUUCUUGCAAUGGCACAGAUGAUGGCUCUCAUCUGGAGGAGAUGAAUGGUGGGGAUGGCCAUGCAACCCAUACUGAGAACAAAGAGCGUCAUGUAGAAGAAACAAAUGGUCUGAGCUCGGUGGUUGCUGAUCACUCAGUAACUCCUGAAAUAAUCAAGCCACUGCAUGAUCUUUUUGACAUAGCAAAGGGACAGGAAAAAGUUAUAAUUUCACUGGUGAAUGAAGUAAAUAGUGAGUCUCUGCCAUCCUUCUACUACAUACGUGAAAAUGUUGUUUUCCAAAGUGCUUCUGUGAAUUUCUCCUUGUCCCAUAUUGGAGAUAGCAGUUGUUCUGCUUGCUCUGGCAAUUGCUUGUCAUCUUCUGCACCUUGUGCAUGUGCACAUUUAGUUAGAGGUGAGUUUGCAUAUGCUACAGAUGGUCUGGUUAAGGAUGGACUUCUUAAAGAGUGUAUUUCCAUGAAACGUGAUCUGAAGAAACAAAACCAGUUUUUCUGUAAGGAAUGUCCUCUGGAAAGAUCAAAGAGUGAUGAUACUCCUGAACCGUGCAAAGGUCAUCUGGUGAGGAAGUUCAUCAAAGAAUGUUGGUUGAGAUGUGGCUGCAAUAAACAAUGUGGCAACCGUGUGGUGCAGAGAGGAAUAACUCGCAAUAUACAGGUGUUCAUGACCCCGGAAGGAAAAGGGUGGGGUCUGCGUACUCUGGAGGACCUGCCAGAAGGUGCUUUUGUUUGUGAAUUUGUUGGAGAAGUUUUAACCAAUUCAGAGUUCUUUGGUCGCAUUUUGAGGAGCACUAAACAGGAGAAAUAUUCAUAUCCUAUGGUCCUGGAUGCUCAUUGGGGGGCGAAAGAAUCGCUGAAAAAUGAAGAAGCGCUUUGUUUAGAUGCUUCAAAUUAUGGAAAUGUUGCAAGGUUUAUUAACCACAGAUGUUAUGAUUCAAAUUUAGUGGAGAUACCAGUGAAAGUGGAGACUUCUGAUCACCACUACUAUCGUCUUGCUCUUUUCACUGCAAGAAAGAUAACGGUUAUGGAAGAACUCACUUGGGAUUAUGCGAUUGAUUUUGACGACCAUGAUCACCCUGUUAAGGCAUUUCACUGUCAAUGUGGUAGCAAGUUCUGCCGCAACAUUAGGCGGUCAAGAAGUAGAGCUUAAAGAAUGUGACAAGGUGGUUGUAGCAGUCUACCCUGAUUGCAAUUUUUCCUGUUGAACUCGGCUAAGUGAUCUUUGUGGAUGCCAUUUUCUGGCUUCUUCUUUCAUGUAAAUUCCCUCCUUGAAUUGAUAUGUUAUCUGCAGGCCAUAUCUAAUCUCCAUUCUUGGAUACCUGUUUUGAUUUAGUGUUUCCUUGUGCAAAUACUUACUCAACGGCCCACCCAAGAAUGUUUUGGAUUAUUACUAAUAUGUAGUGUUUCUAGUUGAAAGAGUGCGUAGUAAAACAACUGCUGCAAUUAAACAUUGCUACUCUACUUAUCUUUUCAAUUUGUACCUUGUAACUGUCCCUCGUGUGUCUUUCUCACACUCGAUGAGCUUUAUUCAAAGUUCUUUUUUUUGUUGCUUCA
Messenger RNA from Salvia hispanica, 4032 nucleotides. RefSeq names its product putative inactive histone-lysine N-methyltransferase SUVR2. Gene Ontology annotation, cellular component: nucleus. Gene Ontology annotation, molecular function: histone methyltransferase activity; protein binding; zinc ion binding. The record is from RefSeq and is a predicted model, not a curated record. Lineage: Eukaryota; Viridiplantae; Streptophyta; Magnoliopsida; Lamiales; Lamiaceae.